AUGGCGCAUAAUCUGGAAUCGGAGCAGCACAAGCGGAAACGCAAUGACGACGAUAGUGGCGGCCAAUCCGGUCACUCAGAGCGCAUUCCACAACCUCCACCUCCGCAGUCAGGCAACGCAGUGCCUAUCAAUUACUUGUCCAAAGUCAAUGCCGCGAAACUCAAAUUGAUACAGGGUGAUGGGGACACCUUCUCAGAUGUUUUGUCCCUUAUAAAUGAUUAUGAAGGUGUAUUGACCCGCCAUGAAAGUCUCGCAUCGAAUCUUGGGGCCAAGCUCACUGGUCCUCGUCUGCUGAAAGCGAUGGAAGGAGUGUUCGAGGGCUCCAUCAUCACCAUUCCUUCUCAGACAAUGUUCACCACCGAUCCGGUGACUUGGCUAGACAUCGUCGAAUUCGCCAAGUCCAACCCUGGAGACUUCACCUUGACGACGGGAUCCAAUGGCGCGCGGAGUUGUCAAUUUCCUUUGAAAGGUGUCCAGGUUGAGAUCGGCGAAGACGACUGGCGGCUGAUUAUGUCGGGUGCUUUGGACCGCUUCAGACUUGUCCCGCCCCAGCCACUCGAAGAGGAUGAGUCGGCAGAGCUCGCAACGCUCGAGAUUUUAGAGCAACGGUUGCAAGUACUAAUCAAAAGGGCGGAUGAAGUUGCUCGUAAGGCUAGACAGCUUAACUAUCAUUUAAGUGGUCGAAGGGCAGCCAUCAACGGCAGAAGGUCAACGCAACAGCCAUCUAGUUCAGGUUCUGGAUUCCAAGCUGUGAACCAGCCUGGUCGUUCUAGCGGCGCCAACCUUGGUUACGACUUACAUGCCGAUCUACUCCAACAAUUCAUCGCAAAUACCUUAUCGGCAAAUCACCGAUUGCCGUCCAUCAGCUCUGUGCCCCCCACCCCAGGCACGCUGGCGACUGCGUCGUCUACCCCCCGAACUUCUAUUCAACAACAAGUGCUCACUUCAAUGAGCAAUCGUCCGUCACCCAGCUACCACCCAGAACCGGCAUACCGGGAUGCUGAAGAGGAGCACCGAGCACUAGUCCUGGUAAAGGUAGAGAAGCUUGCGCGAGGAGACAUCAUCAACCCUCCCUGUGAUAGAUGUCGGCGGCUCAAGACAAACUGCAUCAAGCACCUUACGGCGUGCCAGGGGUGCACCAAGAAGCACGCGAGAUGUAACUGGAAAGGACUUACCGAAGAAGAAGUUGUAAUUCUGAAGAGGGAUGUCGGUGAUGCUGAUGAUGAC
This is a messenger RNA of Pseudomassariella vexata, 1227 nucleotides long. RefSeq lists its product as uncharacterized. Gene Ontology annotation, biological process: regulation of DNA-templated transcription. Gene Ontology annotation, molecular function: DNA-binding transcription factor activity, RNA polymerase II-specific; zinc ion binding. The transcript has 3 exons. The annotation marks the transcript as partial. The record is from RefSeq and is a predicted model, not a curated record. Lineage: Eukaryota; Fungi; Ascomycota; Sordariomycetes; Amphisphaeriales; Pseudomassariaceae.